ACAGGGGUAGGAUGCAAGUAGCUUGCUAGCAACAGCAGCACCCAGAGCGGGAGGCGGCGACAAGGAGUCUGCAGUGAUGAGCGCCCCGCAGCAGUGGCGGCUGCCUCUUUGAGCCGGCUCUGCUUUGGUACCAACUUGGAGAGGAGGGAGCUGCCCAGCCUGGCACCGGAGGAAUCCAGCGGCAGAGGAGACCCGCCGCCUCAGCUUCGCCUCCUUUUGCCUCUCUGGCUUCGAGUUGCCCAGAUCCACGUCCCCAAAACGUGGCUGGAAAAGGAGGAGGCGAUCCAGAGCUGGGAAAGUCUUGGGGCUUCGGGUAGGGAGGUUGGAGCCUUGGGAAGGCUUGCAAAGGGAAGAAGCAAAAGAAGAGGACGCCUCUAGAGAACAGGAGGAGGACGAGAAGGAAAGAGAGCGGGAGACGCAGCAGCCUGAAGCGGCGAUGCCUUCUUCUUGGAACCGGGGAGUUUCUGCCCCCGGCGUGAUCGUCCUGCUUCUAGUGGGCAUUUGUCACCUGAGGCCAUGCCACGCAGCCCAAGUUGCUGUUAGACCCUAUGGAGGCAAAAAUACAGGGAUAGAGUAUGGUGACAUGCUUCCCGAUUCCUUCCCCUCUGCCCCUGCAGAGUCCCUUCCCCACUUCCUGUUGGAGCCGCAAGAUGCCUACAUUGUGAAGAACAAGCCUGUGGAGCUGAUCUGCAGAGCCAACCCUGCCACCCAGAUCUACUUCAAGUGCAAUGGCGAGUGGGUGAAUCAGAACGAUCAUCUCACCACGGAAAGCUUGGAUGAGGUCACUGGGCUCCUUGUCAGAGAAGUCCAAAUUGAAGUCUCUCGUCAGCAGGUGGAGGAGCUCUUUGGCUUGGAAGACUACUGGUGCCAGUGCGUGGCUUGGAGCUCUGCUGGAACCACCAAAAGCCGGAGGGCUUAUGUCCGGAUAGCAUACCUGAGGAAGAACUUUGACCAGGAGCCUCUUGGGAAAGAGGUGCUGCUGGAUCAUGAGGUGCUUCUGCAGUGCCGCCCUCCUGAGGGGGUGCCAACAGCCGAGGUGGAGUGGCUGAGGAACGAGGAUGUGAUUGACGCCUCCCAAGACACCAACUUCCUGAUCACCAUUGACCAUAACCUCAUCAUCAAGCAGGCAAGGCUUUCAGACACUGCCAACUACACCUGUGUGGCCAAGAACAUUGUUGCCAAACGGCGGAGCACCACAGCCACAGUCAUUGUCUACGUGAAUGGUGGCUGGUCUACCUGGUCAGAAUGGUCCCCGUGCAGCAACCGCUGUGGCCGAGGGUGGCAGAAGCGCACCCGGACUUGCACCAACCCAGCGCCUCUCAAUGGUGGCUCUGUUUGUGACGGGCAGUCCUUCCAGAAGCUUGCCUGUACCACUAUGUGCCCAGUAGAUGGAGCUUGGACUGAAUGGAGCAAGUGGUCAGCCUGUAGCACGGAGUGCACGCACUGGAGGAGCCGGGAGUGCACAGCCCCAUCCCCCCAAAACGGAGGCAGAGACUGUAGUGGAGUGCUGCUUGAUUCCAAAAACUGCACCGAUGGACUCUGUAUGCAAAAUAAAAGAUUUGUAAGCGAGCCCAAAAGUCACCUACUGGAAGCUACUGGGGAUGUAGCCUUGUACGCUGGCCUGGUGGUUGCCGUCUUUGUCUUCAUUGUUAUCCUGAUGGCUGUCGGGGUGGUUGUGUACAGGCGUAGCUGCCGGGACUUUGACACAGACAUCACAGACUCUUCAGCAGCUCUGACAGGAGGUUUCCACCCAGUCAACUUCAAGACCUCCAGACAUGACACUCCCCAAUUGUUGCACCCUUCAAUGCAACCCGACCUAACAGCCAAUGCGGGUGUGUAUCGUGGUCCCAUGUAUGCCUUGCAAGACUCCUCAGACAAGAUCCCAAUGACGAACUCUCCGCUGCUUGACCCACUCCCCAGCCUCAAGAUCAAAGUGUAUAACUCCUCCACAGCAUCAUCUUCACCUGGGAUGCAUGAGGGGACAGACCUGUUGGGAGCUGUGCCCUCAGGCACCUUCCCAGGGGAGAACCUCAGGGAUAACCACUUCAUGAACCUAAGGAACAAGACCAUGGGAUCUCAGCAGCUACUGACUUUGCCCCGAGAGCCUGGAAACAGUGCCACUGGGACAUUUGGCUGCUUGGGAGGAAGGCUCACCAUCCCUGGCACAGGGGUGAGUUUAUUGGUACCACAUGGAGCAAUUCCACAGGGAAAGUUCUAUGAAAUGUAUCUGAUGAUCAACAAAGCAGAAAACACUCUCUUACCAUCAGAAGGCACACAGACAGUGCUGAGUCCCAUGGUAACCUGCGGCCCCACUGGCUUGCUCUUGUGCCGCCCCGUCAUCCUAACCGUCCCACACUGUGCAGACGUCAGCUCCCCGGACUGGAUGUUGCAACUGAAAACUCAAUCCCACCAAGGAACUUGGGAGGAAGUGGUCACUCUGGAUGAAGAGACUUUAAACACUCCCUGUUACUGCCAGCUGGAACCCAAGUGCUGUCAUGUUCUCCUAGAUCAGCUUGGGACCUACGUCCUUGUGGGAGAGUCCUACUCAAGGUCAGCCAUCAAGAGACUCCAGCUCGCCAUCUUUGCACCCACCCUUUGUACCUCAUUGGAAUACAACCUCAAAGUCUACUGCCUGGAGGACACACCAGAUGCCCUGAAGGAAGUGCUUGAAUUAGAAAGGACUCUUGGUGGCUAUCUGUUGGAAGAACCCAAGCCCCUGCUGUUUAAGGACAGCUACCACAACCUGCGCCUCUCCAUCCAUGAUAUCCCUCAUUCACUUUGGAGGAGCAAACUCCUAGCCAAGUACCAGGAAAUCCCUUUCUAUCAUAUCUGGAGUGGCAGCCAACGGGCACUGCACUGUACCUUCACGCUUGAGAGAUACAGCCCAGUCUCCACAGAACUUACUUGCAAAAUCUGUGUUCGGCAAGUGGAAGGGGAAGGGCAGAUAUUUCAGCUACACAUUACACUUGGAGAGAACUCCAAUUCCUUUGAUGCCUUGUGUUCCUACCCUGGCAGUGCCCUGACAACUCAGCUGGGGCCAUAUGCCUUCAAGAUCCCUCUGUCCAUACGACAGAAAAUCUGCAACAGCCUUGAUGCUCCCAACUCCAGAGGAAAUGACUGGCGACUCCUUGCUCAGAAACUUUCCAUGGAUCGGUAUCUGAAUUUCUUUGCCACCAAAGCCAGCCCAACAGGAGUCAUCCUGGACUUAUGGGAAGCCCAGCACCAGGACGAUGGGGAUCUUAAUACUCUGGCCAGUGCCUUGGAAGAGAUGGGCAAGAGCGAGAUGCUGGUUGUCAUGGCAACGGAGGGGGACUGCUGAUGCAGUUCUCAAGAAGAUUCCCAGCAAUGGCCGAGUAGAGGAUGGAGUGAGAGAGAGGGAGAGAAAAUGGAGGAAACAGCCCUUUUUUGAACCAAUGAGGGAGAUGAUUGCGAAAAGGAAGCAGAACUAUAGCUAAACUCUGAAGGGAUCACACUGAGUUUCUUCUCCUUCUCACACUCCUCCCUCCUCAAAUCACAAUCAGCCUUAGAGAUCCACAUUGAGCAGUUUACAAGCAAUCCAAGUGUUAAAAAGACUCCUUCCUUCUCCUCUUCACAGCCUCUGGAGUGAGGCACAAAAGCAAUGUAUCAUUGCUAACCAUGACCACAGCAGUGGUGGCCCCCAGCUGCUACUCCUGCAUCACGUGGCUUAUGAGGGCUGUUGGAAUCUGGGUUGGGUUUUUUGCUUUCGUUUUGUUUGAUUAUUCUGGGCGGGUACUGAUCUCCUCUCUUCCCACCCCUGCCUUGUUUGCCUACUUCUUCUUUACUGGCUUUUAUGCUUUGAAGAGUCGAGUACAAUCUAGAAAAGACUGCUUACUCCUGUCAAAAGCUUCAAACAGCUUAAGACAAAAAAAAAAAAGGAAAGGAAAGGAAAACAGUUUCUUAGGAAACGCAAGUAAUUUAUUAUCCAGAUCUUUGGAUGAAUCUUUUUUUAAAAAAAACAAAUUAAGAAUCUUUCAUGUAUGUGAGAUCAAGAGUAUCAUGGCACUCAGAGAGAGGGAGAGAGAUUGCAAGAGAGAGAGAAUUUUAUUAAUCAGAAUUAAACAAGAUCAACUUGUUUACUAACCUGUGGAGCUUGUUGAGAUAGGAUUGGUAAUGUGACCAUAGCUUCAUGUAGCCCUAAAAGAGCAAACUCCGUACUCUCUUUUAAUAUGUUGUUUUUCCAUUUUUCUUUUCUGACUCUAGCAGAAUGAUUGCCAGAGAAGGGAUAAUUCUAAAAAUCCAUUCAUGGAAGAACAAAUCUGUUUCUGGAAAUGAGGCUGAGGUGAAUUUCUUUGAGGUUGAAAGAGCAUGCAAGUACUUUGUGCUGCUUUCAGCUCCUCAUCAAAUAGCUAGUUCUGUGUCCACAUAUUUUUGAUCAAAUAUCCACGGAUAUUUUCUCAUGGUUUCCUCUUGGCUCUGUUUGCAUCCGCUGUUGCUUCGUACAGCCAACUUGCCUGUGUUUGUAGCAGCACUUUAAUCUCAGCAGAAGACAGCUCAGCAGAGGGAAAAUUAAGCUGGUGCAGGAUUAAGUCUUGGGCCAGAAUCAAGAGAGCUCCAUUAGGCAUAUUGAAAGGUUUGCCUAUGCACAGCGGGACCUUUGAUGGCAGGGUGGGGGGAGACAGCAGCCUCACACUGUACUACAUACUGCUUUUGAAACUCCCUUGAAUUUAGGGCAUAGUACAGGGCUGUUCAACUUCAGCCCUCCUGCAGAUGUUGGCCUACAAUUCCAAUACUCCCUGGUUAUUGGCCGCUGUGGCUGGAGAUUGUGAGAGUUGUACAAGUUCAAAAACAACUGGGGCGGGGGGGGGGGUCUAAGUUGAGCAGGCCUGACAUAGUAACAUAACUGCCUUAUUUUGAGGCAGGCUGUUGGCCCAUCUAGCUCAGUAUUGUCUACUCUGACUGGCAGAGGCUCUCCCGGGUUUCAGGCAGGGGACUUUCCCAGCCCUACUUGGAAAUGUCUGGGAUUGAACCUUCUGCAUGCAAAACAGAUGCCUCUCCCACUAAGUUAUGGCCCCAUCCCCAUCCUGUGAUUCUCUAGGUUGUGGCCUUGAGACUUUUAAAGUGCACCUAUAUGAGAAAGAAACAGCAGAAGCCUUAAAAUACAAGAGAUUUCUACAAUCUGGUCAGGGGCAUCACUAUAAUUGAGCGAAAGGGUUCCAAGAACCCGGGGCCCCGAGAUUUUGAGGGCCCCCCAGCUCCACCCCUCCCUAUUUUCUUCAUUAUCUCCCUCACUUUGAGGGGCCGCCAGAGAGAGGAAUGAACACGGCCCCCUCUCCCCUAGCUACACCCCUGAAUCUGGUGUCUACACAAUUCAGGGCAAGCUGAACUGUUAAAGAGGCCUUUUCUGUCACACUCGGCUAUAAUUUCAAUGCCAGUGUAGGAAUAUGUCAGAAAGCAGAUGCUGCAGUUGUAAUGAUUUUCAGUGUGAACUCAGGACAGACUGUUGAUGUACUUUCCAGCUUCGACCAACUUACACCAGAUACAACUAUGUCUUUGAGAAUAAUGGUGAAGUUAUUGGACAGAGUAGUGAUCUUAAAUUAACUGUGUUUAAAAUCCAUAGGGCCAUCUCUACUAUAUUUUUGCAACUUAGAUACUCUGAGGCAAGUUCUAGAACCCAAAGUAUUUAGCAAUCUACAUUUAUAGGUGGGAGGGUUUUUUUAAGCCAUUUCCCACAAUAUAUAAGAGAUGUGUGUGCAGUGUGUUUACCCUGUAUCCUCAUGGAGAACACUGUAAAAUGUAUGCAUCUCUUUGUCAAAUGUUAUAAUGUUCAGUGAAGGGACACAUGGUGGAUACACUACAAACAAGUAUAUUUUGUGUAUCAUGUUGGGUUGCCCUUAGAACACAGAAAUCAGUCUCCCUAUUGGGGGAAAACGUAUGAAGAGAAGGUGCUAGUAUAUUUGUUGUUACCAUAGGUGUACAAAUUGGGCAUCUGAUAUGAGCAUCCCCAAUUAACAGGCAAACUGUCCCUUAAGAAGCAUGUUACAUGGGCACUUUGUUAGCAGAUACCUAAGCCGGUUGACAAAAUACAUCCCAGAACAUGCCACAUGUUUUACUGGUGAAUUCUACACCUUAUCCAAAGAGCACUUUAUUUCAGGAUUUGGUUGUAGGAAGGUUAUUUCAAGAGAUAUAGACAGAUGCUACAGUAGGCAUUCCCCCCCACCCUUCUUUCAAGUGGCACCUGCUAAGAAAUGUCCCAUUUCAGGUGCUGCACUACUCUUGUCACUCAUGGGGAUAAUAUGUUCACAAGGAGCUGUGUCUGUGUCAGUGUGCCAUUUCAAGCAGCAAGCGGCUGCUCCUGCUCAUGUGUAAAUGUAUUAGGUGUGGAGACAUGCUCAUGAAAGAACAAUACUUGCCCCUCCCUUAACACUAUUUUGAACCUGUACAGAGCAUGUGUUAAGAGCAGUUAGGAACAUGGGAAGCUGCCUUAUACUGAGCCAGACCAUUGGUCCAUCUAGCUCAGUACUGUCUACACUGACUGGCAGCAGCUUCUUCAAAGUUUCAGGCGGGGGUUGUUCCUAGCCCUAGUUGGAGAUGCCAGGAAUUGAACCUGGGACCUUCUGCAUGCAAAGCAGAUGCUUUACCACUGAGCUACAGCCCCAUUCCCAAAAGCGGCAUACAUGGGUCUUGCAUCUAAGCACGAACCACACCGAGACUGGUUUAGCUUUAGCAAGGUGGCUAUAUAGUGUGCCCUGAGACAAAUACAAAUACGAUGAAUAUUUCUAUACCAGUUUUCAACAGAAGUCCCCAAAGCAGUUUAUAUAGAUAUAAAUGAAUAAACUGGCUCCCUGUCCCCAAAGGGCUCACCAUCUAAAAAAGAGACAUAAGAUAGACACCAGCAACAGCCACUGGAGGGAUGCUGUGCUGGAGAUGGAUAGGGCUCUGGGACCAGUUUCAGGGCAGAAAAGCAAACCCCAAAUGAAAGAAGUGUACACAUUGUACUGGUGCAGGCAUACCUUUAGAAUUCUGAAUAUCCUAGCUUUUUAACUUCUAGUCCUCACUAAUUCCAGAGAGAAGUCUGUUAAUGCCAUGGCAAGAAUACUCAGUGAUCAAAAAUCAGUGGGCAAUUAAAACAAAAUUGGAAUUCAGUGGCUUGCUUUGAACUCUUAUGAUUUCCAAAUCCCAGAUAUAAUGACGUUUUCAAGGGCUGACUCAUAUUUUUUUAAUAUAUAUAUAUGAGCAACAAUUUCUGAAUAUUAUACUGUAGAAUAAAUAUACCAUGGCCACCAACUGUGAUAUUAUUUAUAUUAAUGAAAAUAUAUGCAAAGUAUGUACUCAGUUCUGCAGUUGCCUAUCUAGAGAUUUCUUACAAGUUUGAGAGUGGCAGUGUACAUGCACAGACACCCCCUUCAUUUCAGUUCCAUGUAUACACAUUCCUUUGUCCCUGCAUUUCAUGAUGUCUCAACCUGGAAAUGUUGAGUGGCCAGGAAGCACAUCCCUCCACCAUCUGAUAGCCAACUUUUAAUCUUGGUUACAGAUGUUGGGUGGCGGAGAGAUGUGCAGGGUGAGGGUGGGGACCUGACAUUUCUGGGUUCAGAAGUUACAAAAUGCAUGGAACUUCUGGCUCAUGUUGGGAGUGCAUGUUCACCUUACUUGCCACCGUUUUAUGGGAAGCUACUCAGAACAAAAGCUAGAUACGGUUCUGUAGGCCUGAUCUCAUUGAAAUUCAUGGGACCUAAAUCACUGUAAUUUAAUUGAAUCUACUUGCCCAACUUUUUCUGAAUUUAUUAAGAACAUAAGAACAGCCUUGCUGGAUAAGGCCCGUGACCGAUCUAGUCCAGCAUCCUGUUUCACACAGUGGCCCAACAGAUGCCUCUGAGAAGCCCACAGGUAAGAGGUGAGAGCAUGCCCUCUCUUUUGCUGUUGCUCCCCUGCAACUGGUAUUUAGAGACUUCUUGCCUCUAAGCCUAGAGGCAGCCUAUAGUCACCAGACUAGUAGCCAUCUAUAUACCUGUUCUCCAUGAAUUUGUCUAAGCCCCUUUUAAAGCCAUCCAGGCUCGUGACCAUCACCACAUCCCGUGGCAGAGAAGUCCAUAGAUUAAUUAUUCACUGUAUGAAAAAAUACUUCUUUUUGUUGAUCCUAAAUUUCCCAGCAUUCAGUUUUAUUAGAUGACCCCUAGUUCUAAUGUUGUGAAAGAGGGAGAAAAAUUUCUCUGUCCACUCUCUCUACUCCAUGCAUAAUUGUAUACACUUCUAUCAUGUUUCCCCAUAGUUGCCCCUUUUCCAAACUAAAAAGCCCCAGAUGCUGUGGCCUUGCCUCAUAAGAAAGAUGUUCCAGGCCCCUGAUCAUCUUGGUUGCCUUCUUCUGCACCUCUUCAAGUUCUACAAUGUCCUUCUUAAGAUACGAUGACCAGAACUGUACGUAGUACUCCAAAUGUGGCCACACCAUAGAAUUGUAUAAGGGCAUUAGAUUACUAUUUUUAUUUUCACUCCCCUUCCUAAUGAUUCCUUGCAUGGAAUUUGCCUUUUUCACAGCUGCCACACACUAAGUUGAUACUUGCAUUGAAUUGUCCACCACGUCCCCAAGAUCUCUCACCUGAUCAGUCACUGACAGCUCAGACUCCACCUGUUUAUAUGUGAAGUUGGGUUUUUUUGCCCCAAUAUGCAUCACUUUACACUUGCUUACAUUAAACCACAUUUGUCAUUUUGUUGCCCACUCCCCCAGUUUGGAGAGCUUUUGGAGCUCCUUGCAAUCUCUUUUGGAUUUCAUUGCCCUAAAUAGUUUGAGUUAUAUAAUUAUAAAACUGAUUCACUGGCUACAUUUGAAGAUUACAUUACCCUAAAGUACUCUGGAAUAUACUCCGCUGUUCUAACAUUUUAGAGGGGAGGAAAUCUAUGAUAAAAAAAUAUUCAAGAAGUCUUGGCUCAUUAACAGCAAUAGUUAAAUGUGAAAGUUGUUUAGCACUGAACCACAGGGCUCCAUGUAAGAUGCAUUUUUAUUUAACAGCUGAAUUCACAAUUUACAAUUGAAAAGUAAAUUAAAUUUGCAGGUAAUGGUAAAUUGGAAGAUUUUGAGAAUCCUAUUGUAGGAGGAGUGAUAAUAUGGUAGCAUCCAUAAUGAUAUUAAAUGCAAUCUAAAAUCCAAAACUGAUUUCCAAUUUUAUUUUUUAAAACAUGACUGAAUCCCAUUGAUUUCAAGUGAUGAUCCCAGGGCACUUAGGGUCCAGGUUUGCCUAAUAAAUCCCCCUAAUGCAUGAACUCAUUUGGGACUAAUAAAAUUGGAGAAAUAUUAUUGCAAAGCAAAAAAGAAAAAAUAAACAGCAGGCAACUUUUGCUCAACAGUCGAAAACCACAGUGCUUAGAUAUAGGUUAAACUUAACAUUACUAAAACUCUAAAAAGCAAGGCUCUGUUCAAAAUUAAUGAUGACAAGGCCCUUCCCACAAGCUUACCAAUCUAAACAGACACAAGGAAAAGGAAGGACAGUGUGGGUAAGGAAAGAUGAUGAAGGGAGAGAGAGACAAAGUUAUAACAUUGGUCAUACUGUCAUUAUUACGUUCGUGUGAAUUCACCUAGAUAUUGUGUGUGUGUUGUUUGGGGUGUAUUAACUUACUACUGUAUAGUCUAUUGUCAUUCCAAACAGUCUAGCCAUAGGAUUCCAUAAGGGCGACAACUUUAACUAAAAGCUAAUGGUGGGUGGUGUUAGGGUACUUUUUGCUUCCUUCUGUAAUGUUUUGCAGUGCCUUAUGGGGUUUUUUCCAUUUCUUUAUUACAAAUGUUCUAUUAGAGAACGAUAAUUUUCAAUAAGUAUCCAUGAACAAUACAAGCAACUCUUUCAUAAGUGAUAGUUUAAAAUACCUUUUUUAAAAACUCAGUAGUUAGACCUGAUUCUAAAUUCCCUUAUUGUAUGCCAACAUUAUUUCAGGUAGAAAGAGAAAUGCAACUUGAGUUAUUUUUCCCCAGGAGGACCCACAAUCAAUUUCUGCAGAUUUGCAAAGAAAGCACAUGCAACUGAAUCCAUAGUCUGGGUUCCUCACACUUUUCUCGAGGUUUCUAGCCCUCAUGAUCACGGAGUCAGAAUCAGCUGGCAGUGUUUGCUGAAACUGGAAACUGAGAGUGCUUGCAUAUAGAUCCAGUGACUAAAAAACACAUUUGAGUGGGGGUGGGGAAAACAGCAUGUGGCUCUCUGCUUAAAAAAUAUCUGUUGCGCCACAGUUUGCCACUGUUACCUUUUGUAUUUACCGGAUCGUCCCACCCUAACUAAACUAUAUUUAGCACAGAACUACCAUUGAGGAAUACAGACUUCACAGGAAGAGGGGUAGUUCCUGCAGUAAGUGUCUAGUGCAAAAGCACCUGUAUUACCUUACGUGUGUGUGUGUUUUUUUUUAAUCUGUGUGCAUUAGUCUUUGGUUAUUUGUUAUACUUCAGAUGGUUGCAGAUACUGUGUAGUUGCAGGGUAUUUUCUUAUCGUGUCGUCACUACCUCUUAAAAUGAUUGUCCUUUCCCGUAAGCAUACUCUGGCGUCAAGAGCGGUGCUGCCUCAUAAUGCUGAUACCAUUGUUUCUAAACCCUCCCCACAAGGCUUUGUUUGUAGGCAAUAACUUUAAACACUUGGCAUAAUGUGGCAAGCUUUGCACCAGAAUUCAGCCACCAUUGCCUCCUCCUCCUGAGACAUGCUUGUGGGGAAAGAGAGGCUCUAAGGCCUAAGGAAAAGGGAUACACACUCAGGGAGCUGAUAUGUGACAGGAGAGGAUGUAUUUACACAAUAGCUUGGUAACCAGUAUUUCCUCAGGAUAUAAACUUAGUUUGCUUGGCCUUUGACCUAGGAGGACUUUGGAAGCCAAUUGCCACCUCAUGUUCCUUAUAGUAAUAGCAAACACUUCAUUCGAAAACCCAGGGAGUCAGAAUUGUUUGUAGGCAAUGCUGCUUAGCCAGAGAUACUGGGAUUAUGGAACUGUUUUAUGAACAUCAUUUAUAGCACAAGAACAAAUCAAAUGCUAUGUCCGUACUCUUAAUUCAAAAAGACCUUUUCACUCCUUGAAGUCUAGAUAUCUACACGCAAGGAAUAAAAGCAAAUCUGUGUGGGGUUUUGUUGUUCAAAUGCUGGGCCUGUUUCCACAGUGCAAACUUUCUUCCUUGGGCAAACAAUAAUUUUGGCCAAUUUUGCAGACCUGUUCUCCAGCCUUUUGGAGUGUGUUCUGACUUUGUGUCCUUUGUAAAAUUCAGAAAUGCAGAACCCCACAGGCCAAACUGCAUGCUUCUUCAAAUUGUUUACACAAAGGUGAUGCUCCUGUUGCAGCUCAUAAAACUAAGGAGAAAAGUAUCUGUGAGGCGAGAGAUAGAAAAAGUCAGUAUUUUUUUUAAUGGCACUCCUUGUGACUUUGGAUUUGAAGGCAUUGGGUUUCUGAACUUGCAACUGAAAAAAAUGUGGUUAAAGAACUAACCUGUGUGAUACAGGGUUUGUAUCUGUCUAGAGUCUGUAUAUUAUAUUCACUUAUUAAUGGAUCAUACUUCUUUUUCACAUAGCAAAGGUCAGGGAUCUUCAUAUGCAAUAAUAUACUGAUCUGGGUAAACAUCCAGAUGCUUGCAACCAAAUGACAUGUUUUUUGAAAGUUGCAGUUUUGUUUUUAGAUGAAGUUGUUAGAGUGUGUGUGUCCUGUGUGGCAGUAAAAAAAUGAACAAUUAUCUGUCAAAGAUAGUUCCUAUAGUUGUGUAACCACAAGGUAUUUGGGAAGGAUGGCAGGCAUUUCCUUCCUCCAACGUAGCAUCAGUUAAGAGCACAUGUGAAGAAGACAUUCCCCAGCCUCCAUAGAAUGCUGUUGCCUUAACUAUAAAAUAUAGGAUUUUUGUAACAUCAUUUCCAGCUCACUGGAAAAUGUAAAAAGACUGAUCCGCUUCUCAAUAAAACAAAUAGGAGAAAUUCAAUUUUAUUUUAGAGGAAGUAAAAGGAGGCUCCAAUCCUUAACCUGAUCUUGUGGUGCAAGAUGCAAUGAUUUAUUGUGGGUUUGCACUUAGUGAAUUAGGUUAAGGGGUCAGGUUAAAAACAUUUAGAAACAUAAGAUUUUUAAUGUCUGAUUAAGUUUCACCUUCUGAAGAAAUGGAGUGGUGUCCCUGGUAUUGGUUUUAAAUAACCUGCACUCAGAUUCUAGGAACAGAGUGUCUUAAAGUAUACACAUCUCUCUCCUUCUCUCUUCCAUGGUUGCUUCUCAUGUUAUGUUGUGCAAAUGAUUUUUUGGUCAUAGCCAUGUGGAUCUGUGAAUGCCUGAAUUGGCCUUCACAAAUGCUCAAUGUUGUCAAUUGCAUUAACAUGUCCCUGCAGUAAUCCAGUGACAAAUUCAUGAGAGCUGAUCACUUCAUUUUAAUGUCUGAAUAAGUAGUAUGUUCAGACCUUUUAAGGUCUGGUGUGCAUGUUUAGCCCCUGCUUAUUUUGUGUCUCAUGUGGGCCAAUAUGAACAUUCAAUGGGAGGGGAGAUAUGAAUGCGGCAAAGUCGUAUGCCUAGCGAUAUUAAUUCAAAUUGACAGUUUGCAUUGAUCUGCCAUGAAAAUUCAAGAGAACAUAACAAAAGGUGAGAAGUGACCAUAGAGUGCCCUGUUAGAGAACUGUUGGGUAUCUGCCUCAGUCUUUACUCACAGUGCAUGUGUGCAUUUGAUACUGGCUGUGCAAAUGUGUCCAUUCAGGGGUGUGUGGGUGUGUGAGAGAGAUUUCAGAAUUAGAAAAGAAUUGUGUGUGAGAGCGUGAGUAUUCAGUAUAAAAUUAGGUGUGUGUCUGUGUGUAUGGGGAGGAAAAGGGGUAUCUGCUUUUCUGAUCAGGGAGUGUGAAGAGUGUACCCUCUUUCUCUUUGCAUCUCAUUUAGAAGAGUGUAUGUUGACAAAGCAGGGAGUCCUUUUGCUUUGCAAGCAUCCUUUUCUCAUCUGAGUGAAGGAUGUGCCUGUCUUUCUCCCUCUGUCUCCUAAGGAACCCCCUAUGCUCACAGACAGCUUUGUGGCAUGGGCAGACGUUUCAUCGUUUUGGUGAAAGCAGCCACCCUGUUUUUCCAGCUGUCCUUUGUUUUCCAUUCUGUUUCCAUAUUUAUACGUCCUGAGGAUUUUGUCUAGAAGCAUCCUCUAAACACACUUCUGUUUAUUCUGUAAACUAAGAACUGUAAAUAAGGUUUAGCAUUCCUAUUGUAACAAAUUAAUUUUUAUGCAAUAAAUUAUAUUUCCUAGUCUAAUAAAAAGUUUAAAAUUA
Messenger RNA from Hemicordylus capensis (graceful crag lizard), 13181 nucleotides. It is a transcript of the gene UNC5B, whose product is annotated as unc-5 netrin receptor B. Gene Ontology annotation, cellular component: membrane. NCBI's taxonomy places the organism in Eukaryota, Metazoa, Chordata, Lepidosauria, Squamata, Cordylidae. Gene Ontology annotation, molecular function: netrin receptor activity; protein binding. Bases 437 to 3319 code for a protein of 960 amino acids. The transcript has 18 exons. The record is from RefSeq and is a predicted model, not a curated record. Gene Ontology annotation, biological process: anterior/posterior axon guidance; netrin-activated signaling pathway.